Menidia menidia (Atlantic silverside) is the source of this 3336-nucleotide messenger RNA. The record is from the annotation of a GenBank genome assembly. NCBI's taxonomy places the organism in Eukaryota, Metazoa, Chordata, Actinopteri, Atheriniformes, Atherinopsidae.
AGCAGAAAAAAUUAAUAACCAGCAUCUUACCUUCUAAGUGAAAUUUGACUUGGCAGCUGACGUUUGAGCAUUCAGUUUCCACUUACAAAGAUGUCAGCACCAUCUCCCCUGCUCCAUUUCCCUUCACCUCCAGAUGUGUGGUCAGUACAGAGUGAGGAGAGCACCCGGGCGGCAGACACAUCAUGACUACUCAGCAAAUAGACGACCUCCACACGCAGCAACCCACCAGGAUAACUCAGAAAGUGCAGUUAACUUAUAAGUUAUUUUUGUUGGAAAAGGCCCGAAACACGCUCGAAGAGGAACUUCGCAACUUCACAAACAAGGCUUAUGAAGAGAUCCAAAGUUUCCUGAAUUCAUCUUCUCCUACUAGUUUGUUCAGGGAUAUUGGGAAAGCUAUAGAUGCCAAGCAUCAAAAGGUUUUGAAGCUUUCAACCCUGUUAAAGGACCUCUCUGUCGAAUCUGCUGUCAGUAAUGGGGUGAGAAAAAGUUGUCUGGAGCCACACAGAGCCCAAGGGAGCUUGAUGACACAGACUUUGAAGUUCGGACCAAUGUUGCAAAAUUCACUCAUUGCAAGCUCCAUGGCAAAGUCAGUCCAGGUUCUGUCCCAACAGCAACUAAAGCUUUUCCACAGCCUCCAACCUCCAGGAAUGCAGCGGGAUGACAUGCUGGGUGGCAUCUCACCCAGCUUCAACAGCACCCCUCGGAAUAAAAGCUCUGUCUGUCAUUUAAAUGCAGAACAGGUUGCAUUUGAAGAGGGAAGCCAACCUAAUUCUGUGUGCAUACCGCUUGUCAUUUCACAGACCCAUAAGGUUGAUAACGAAAAGCCACAAAUACUUCUACCUCCUAUACAACCUGUAUACCCAGAGAUCAGAAACCCUAAACCCCUACUUAUCUGGGGAUGCAGUGAUGAUCAAGUACAACACCAAAAGCAAACCUCCUCACAGCUGCUGCACUUUCUCAAAGGGAAAGCUACAAACAAGGGUGCACUCGAAGCAGAAUGGGCGAACAGUAAACACGAAGCGUGCAAUCCAGGAUUGCCAAGGCAGAUCUCACCGCCUGUCAAAACACAAAGCAGAGAUGUUAUGACGGAUAAUCUGAUAAAUGCCCGAGCUUCCAAAAGAUUGCACGCAAAUGGUGAAAGCCAAUCUCCAGUUUUCAGAGUGAAACAGGUCAAGUCGAGCAGAUCUUUGAUUUACACGUGUGUGAUUGCAACGGAAACCGAGCUGUGGGAUAUUGGAGACAUCUCGACAGAGGCGAGGGAGGAUUCGCUUCAAAUUCCUUUGAAGGCUGAGGUCUGCCAAAAUGGACUUGCUUUGAUAGAAAAUUCGUGUAGAAACCUUUAUCAGAAAACCCAAAUCCUGCAAAGCACAGAACCUGAACCAGAGAACAGGCCUGACAAUUCAGAAAUGCUAAUGCACAAGAGUGUAAACAUCCCUGAGUUCCAGAUCCGGAGGUUUGAGGAGACUGAAGUCGUGGUGUCUCAUAUUGUUAGCCCCGGCAACUUCUACAUCCAGCACGCUAACUCCCUUGAGAAGCUGCAGGUGUUUGGCACACGCUUUGAAGCCACUCGUUCAGAUGCUGAUCAGAACUGUAUCCCAGACAUUGGGACCCAAGUCAUUUGUUGGUUUCCUCAGAAUGAACAGUGGUGCAGAUCCCAGGUGAUGAAAAUAUGUGGCGUGAGCACAGAUAACAAGGCUGAGGAUGGUUCUGAGAGUGAUUCCUCCAUCAAGGUGGAGGUGAAAAGGCUGGACUACGGUGACACCUUCUGUGUGUCAAUCCGUAAUAUAAAGGAGUUCCCCCCAGAAAUGGCUGUUGUGCCGCUUCAGGCCUUACAGGUUUCACUAGCAAAUGUAAGGCCUAUUGAUGGGAGACUGUGGUCUGAGCAGGCAGUCAGUUGGUUCAAAGAAAUGGUGCACAACAGGACGCUCUAUGCAAGACUUUACCCACAGGGACCCACAGUUUCAGUGGAGCUGUUCCUGGAAAAGGGGAAGCUAGGUGCUAUGAGGAGGGGUGCAUCGCUGUCUCUGAGACUGGCUCAAAAUGGACACGCAAGACAUGACAAACUGAAGACUGCUGGUCUCAUUAAACGAAGUGCUGUUCGCUCACAGAAACAAGAGUCUGACUGGGAGAAACACCUCAUCUUAUGCUACGCUCAGAAUAAGAAGUAAUCUCCUAAAACGCUGUCUGUCUAAUAUCUGUUUCAAACUCCCAGAAAUCCACUCUGUAACUUGUAAUAAUUUGCAAUUCAGAGAAGACCCUUUUUUAUUAUUUUUGUCUUGCUGUGUGAACACACAGCGCACUUGGUGCUUUUUAGGUUUCAUGUCUUCUAUUGUAAUCUGCUCUGUGGUCAUCAGAGUCCUAGCUGACUAGUGGAUUGUUUCCUGGUUAUUUGGUGGAACUACAGUCCUGUCAUAAACCGCACCUGCUCAUGAAAAAAACACAGAAGUUAAAUUGUUGAAUUGUAAGUCAAUUGUUUUGACUUGACCAAACGUCUCAUCUUAACCACCAAAAAGAAACAUUUUUAGACAAACUCAGUUCUUCUAACAUUUGGACUCAUUUGCAGCGGAUAUUGCUGAUACUUGUCGCAACACACACACACACACACACACACACACACACACAAGCCCCUGUCAUCAUUAACAGCUGAACAUAGUGUUCACAGCUCGGAGCAGCUGUUCUUACUCAUAUGAAAGUUACUCGACUGUGUUUUUAUUGUUGCAGAAUCAGCACACUGUGACCACUUGGUCACUUGCUCCUGUGUGUGCACACGUCUUUUAUGACUUGAUAAGAUUACAGCGCAUAAUGAUGAAUAACGAGUGCUCAUCACCCCCAAACCUUUGUUAGCAGCUGUCAGUCACCCUCACUUUACUAAGAUACAUAGAAUGUCAAAUCUCCCACUGACCUAAAAAGUAAAAGAAAACAUUUCCCAUUAAAGGGUUCCCCUCAUUUGACUUUGGUUUUGAAAAAGUUGGAAUUGAUUUAUGAUGCCACUUUUGAAGUGAAUAGUUUUUCUUUGGUAAUUUCUCUUUCUGAAGAGCAUAAUCAAGUCACUCUGACAGGUAUCUAAUUUUGAAGAAAGUUCUACCAUUGUAAAAUGUUAACUGAGUAAUGUACCCUCAGUUAUUAAGUUUUUCUAAGAAUCGAUAAUAUGUUAUGCUCUACUGUGGUAAUGAUCUAUCUAAUUAAGUUUCACUUGUCUGUUCUUUAGUUUACAUUGUUUAUUCCAAGAGAUGCAAAAAUAAAAUGUUUUCGGUGUGAAUUUAUGUUUUCUGUGACUUUCUUGAAACCUUUUUGAUUUAAUCUAUACGGCUGCAUUAUCUGAGAGUUGACAGAAUU